AGCCCCGCUGACCCCGGAGUAAAAUUUAUAUGGCAAGACUCUUUUUAAAUAUUACCGUACUUAAAGUUAAAAAAUUUUGCCAAGGUAAGAAGUAAUUAGUUGAGAAUCUGGAUGGCAACAUGAACUUGGUGCUAUUUUUUGCCCUGGCCCAAAUAUGUUAUUUGGCGCCUUUGUCUGACACAACUUCAAAAUUCACAACACACUUAAAGCACAGCAGCUUUUCGAUAUUCCCUCUCCAUCCUGCUGAAAAUUUUCUAUGUCAGGACCAAAAACGCUCGCAUUAUUCAGCUGCAUGUGUCACUCGAAAGAAAUGGAUCGUAAAUUGCAGGGAAGAACCGCACCAGUCAAACAAAUCGUCUGCAAAGUCGCAUCGCAAAACAGACACACGUGCAAGUCAGCUUUUCAGAAGUGGAUCCGAAACUGCCGGUAAUCAGACGGAAUUAUUUUCUGAAAACGUACAAAGAUUGCAUUCUCACCAAGAUCGCGUACUCCCGAACGCUGAGUCAUCUCACGGAUCAAGGUUGAAUACUGGAGCUAGAAUUUUAAUUCUUCAUCCAAUUUACGCUGGUAGUCACGAAGUAGUUCUUCGUCGUCUAGGUGAGGAAUUGGUUCGAAGAGGGUAUUCCGUCACCCAGCUGAAGUGGAAAAGCGACCAUGCUCCUAUUGACGAACGAAGACACGCAUCGUCUAAGUUUAAUGUUGAGCGAGCACACAAAUGGAAAGUAACGCACAACCUGACGACUCCUGGAGAUCAACUACACGAACAUGACGAGGAAUUUCGAGGGACCUCUGAAGAUUGCAAGUUCAUGGAUAUCAUUACGGUCAGCCCUGACAAUGAAGACUUGAGAUACCCGUACAUGCGGCGGGACGGCGCCCUCCAGCCUCCUACUCGUCUCCUGUGGCACACAGAGCGUUCCAUCCUCAAUGUGCCGACUGAUGUGUUUGGCCUCAUUGACGCCCAUUGCUCCACCCUGUUGGGCGAUGCAGAACUCAUAUCCACCCUAAACACAACCGGAUACACUGUAGCGCUUGUAGACCUCAUCGCCAACGAGUGUUCGUUAGCGCUGGCCAGGCUGCUGGGCCUGCCGGUCGUGGGCUACUGGGGCUUCCCCCUGCAGGGUGGAGAGGCACGCCGUGUGGGCAUGUCCCAGCUACCGUCAGUGGUGCCGGCAAUGAUGACAGAAGCGGGCUUCCGCAUGAACUUUUUCGAGCGAGUGCACAACUUCGUCUUCUCUCUAUUGGAUGAGCUUCUUGUUACAUACCAUCUCUCUGUAACCGACCACUGGAUCAAAAAGUUGCAUCCAUAUUUGCCGUCGUCGAGCCGCCUACUCUCCGAGGUAGACACUUUAAUGGUGAGCGUCAGCUGGCACGUCGACUACGCCAAACACUUGCCUCCUCACGUGCACUACAUCGGCUGCCUCACGUGCACCAAAGAGUUCUUUCUCGAUCAGGAAAUGCUGGAUUGGGUUGAAGGUUCAGGCGAAGCGGGCGUCAUUGUUUUCUCGUUUGGACUCACCGGUUUUAGUUCGAGUGUCGUGCCGGAAUCUUUCCGAGAUGGGGCAUUGCGUGCCCUAGCACAGCUGCCCCAGAGGAUCGUUCUUCAUUUUGACCCUGCGCAGCUGCAAACUCUGCCCCCAAAUGUCCUUGCCAGGACCAAUAUUCCUCAGCAAGAUCUCUUGGCGCAUCCCGCCACAAAGUUGUUCGUGAGUCACUGCGGAAUGAACAGCGUUAACGAGGCGGUGUACCACGCCACGCCUCUCCUGUGCGUGCCCAAUUUUGCGGACCAGGGGGACAUCGCCCGCCGAGUUCUGGACCGCGGAUUGGGACUUCGUCUCGCCAAGGAGGACCUGACUCAGGACACCCUCUAUGAGAUGAUUAACCGAGUGAUCCAGGACAAUAAAUUCAAUGAAUCGGUCACCAGGACAUCGCAAAUGUGGCAGUCAGAGGAGUCGGGCACUGACGCUGCAGUUAGGCUCAUCCUGAGCUUGCAUCGCUUCGGACCGUUCAAGCACAUCCAGCCACCCGGCACACAUUUGAAUAUUUUGCAGUAUUAUUGCCUUGAUGUUAUAGGCUUUAUUCUGGUUAUGGCCGUAGGCAUUUUGAUGAUAUUAAGUGAAUUAUUAUGUCAUUUAUACAGAUUGGCUAACAGCCAAAGGAAAAAAGGUUCAGAUAAGCUCGACUGAUUCAACUCCAAGUUUGUAUAGUGAUAGUUCAGGCAGCAGUUUUUCCCGUAUUAUUUCUUGGGUAACAAAAUAGUUUGGUGUUCAUACAGCAAUUUUGCUCAUUUAAAUUCGAUUCGUGUUCUAAAUCUCUGUCGUUCAGUAUAUAAAUAAAUAUAGUUUUUCAAUUAUGUUGGCUCAGUAUAGAGAUGUACAAAUUAUCGAAUGUUGAACGAAAGCAUCACUACUAACUAGAAGAGAUGAUCAUUUUAAUGUAUAGUUGACAUUUCUAGAUCGAUGAUUUUUAUACACUGAGGUAAAUUCCGUGAACAUAGCAGAGUCAACAGGGAGCGCAGCCGUGCACCACCAAUUUUGUGCACCAAUAAGC
Molecule: messenger RNA, 2547 nt
Organism: Hyalella azteca
Lineage: Eukaryota; Metazoa; Arthropoda; Malacostraca; Amphipoda; Hyalellidae
Product: UDP-glucuronosyltransferase 2B33
Exons: 9
Coding region: 120-2183 (687 amino acids)
Molecular function (GO): UDP-glycosyltransferase activity
Source: RefSeq, a predicted model, not a curated record